CCAAAAGAGAUGAGAAACCCCGCCCGUGAUUUCUCAUCUCUUUCCUGCUUCCUUUCUCCUGCUGACCGCUGAACCUCGUAAUUCAUUGUUUGGCAAAGAUGAAGUAUCACAGCCUAUUGCUUGGUGUCUCCGCCGGAGCAAACGCUCUAGCCAUCGCCGAGGCCACAAAGCGUCGAGAUGCGGGAUACAUGUAUCAGCCUGAUCCGACCCCCAUUGUGGGGAUCUCUGAUCUGAGGCAUUUGGCCCUGGGGAAACGACAGGAGACUACCGCUGAGGCGUCGACCUUUACGCUUGUUGUUAGUCCCGACUCGACUUGUGGUUUUUUGUCGGGUUCACCUGGAAAUGCGAUUACUUGCGGCAAUGGAGAUAAGUGUAGUUGGGAGCUGCGAUAUGUUACUGCCAUCUUUUGCGGUACUCAGGCGUAUAAUCGCUGUUUGGAGAGGGAUGAUGCUCUAGACACAAAACUCUGCAAUGAUGUUUGCCAGAGCAAUCAGUAUAACCUCCUUUGCACCAAUACUGCUUCGCCUUAUUGCGGAACGUAUAAUUAUCAAUCUGGUGUUGUUGGCUUCAGAUGCGCAACAGCAUCAUUGACAGCCGCUCAGGAUGUUGAGUUUACAUACACCAGUCAAAAGGGCCGCAGCUUCUCUACGACAUUGGUUUCUGACGAAACUACGUCAUCUAUCCCCUCAAGCUCAGAGCCUGGAUCAUCAUCGACAGAGGAACCUUCGUCGACGACUUCAGAAGCUGAGCCCAGUGAAUCCGACUCAGGCGGCGGCGGCGGCGGAAGCUCAACGCCUGUCGGUGCCAUUGUCGGAGGCUCGAUCGGUGGUUUUGUCGCUUUGUCACUGGUAGCUCUCGGCGCGUUCUGGCUUUGGCGAAAGAACAAGAACCAGAACGCCGCUCAACCCUCACCUCAACAACCAUCCGUGACGGCAGCUUCAUCGAUGCCUCCCCCAGGUCCUUACGGCGACACUGUACCCCCCAUGGCACAGCAUUAUCCUAAAUCAGAUGUUACAUCGCCAACACAGUCUGAGUGGAGAGAGUCUAUGAUUACGGCGCAGACUGCUACUACGCCUGUGCAGAACCAGGCCUGGGGUCAGUAUCCCCAAGGUUCUCCUUAUCCUCCUCAGGCACAGCCACAGGAAUUACACCCACAGGGAAAUCAGGGACUUCAGGAUGGUCAGGUCCAUGAGAUGCCUUCUGAUACCAAUUACCACCGUUGAGAUGGGUUAGGAGAAGGGAAUAUCACUAAGGGGUUUGUGGGGGUGAGGUGACGGCUUCAUAUAUAUCAAACUCACGAAUGUUUUCAUGAUUUGCCUUAUAAUUCUUAAUGCAAAUUGAAACAAUACCAUUUUCAUACAUCAACGUUAGCCUCUAUGGACUUCCAUUCUAUGAGAGAAAUAUUCUAAUCAAUAUCAAUAAACCAAAU
This is a messenger RNA of Fusarium verticillioides 7600, 1429 nucleotides long. RefSeq lists its product as hypothetical. The record is from RefSeq and is a predicted model, not a curated record. Lineage: Eukaryota; Fungi; Ascomycota; Sordariomycetes; Hypocreales; Nectriaceae. The transcript has 2 exons. Bases 99 to 1223 code for a protein of 374 amino acids.